This is a messenger RNA of Anopheles bellator, 1425 nucleotides long. RefSeq lists its product as uncharacterized. Bases 1 to 1425 code for a protein of 474 amino acids. The transcript has 3 exons. Lineage: Eukaryota; Metazoa; Arthropoda; Insecta; Diptera; Culicidae. The record is from RefSeq and is a predicted model, not a curated record.
AUGAUGACCCGUCGGAAAUCCGUCCACGAGUCGGCUCUCCAGAUUCAGCACCGUGCGGCCGAAGACCAAUUGACGCUCGGUGCGAUUGUCUCCGACAUAGCAAACAUCCUUACGCCGAGUGUCACAUCCAACGACAGCUGUAGCAGUAAUUCGGUAUCGGGUACGUCAUUAUCCACACAAUCAACCCCCCCUAGCGAUGCUCCUAAGGCGGCUGGGGAACCCAAAGGGACAGAUGACAAAAAGUGUUCGCCACCGUCCGUCUCAAACAUUUCACUUACAACAGGAAUCAUCGCGGGGCCUAGCAGUUCAUCCAACGUUGGUAAAAACGCGGCUACCGUGAAUCGUAGCAAAACGCCAAGAAUUUCCAAGCGCAGCGUACCUCUUGAUGGACCGGUAACUUCGACUGCCGGAUCAACGCCUACUACCGCCGCACAACAGCCACCGAGCACGGCAGCACCACAAUAUGGAACUACUCCAGCGGCGCCCGGAAUGGCCAUCGGGCCUAACCCGGUCCAGCAAACGCUCUGCCAGAACGGGAUGGAUCCGGACGAGAUACCGAAGUUCAAGGGUUAUCGGAUCAUCGAAAUCGAUCAUUUUUUACAGUGGGCAGCGUUCUCUCAGUUCAUGCACUCGAAACACUGCGCGGGUGGGUUGUUGAAACCGUACCAGGAGUACAUUGGCGGAUGCUACUCAACAUUCGCGAUGCGCUGCAGCAAGUGUUCGGCCAUCAUUACGCGGUCGUCGGAGAACUAUAUCCACCACAACAAGCUGAUGAACCGGCUGGUGAAGGGAACGGUACAGCUGGGCAAGGACUACGACGAGAUGCAGCAGUUUAUGGAGUCCCUUGAGAUACCGUUUGUGACGCGCGAAGAGUUUCAAUCGAUCCGCGGCCAGGUCAGCUCGUCGCUCGAAGAUCAAUCGGCGUUACAGCGCGCAGUCGAGGAGCUAGAGAGGGCAUCGGUACAGUCGAAACGGAAACGGCACGGUAGCUGCAAGUACCACUACGAAGUGCUGAAGGUGUAUCUGAACAAAAAGAUGAAAAAGAUCGAAGAGAAUCUACAGCUGUCGGUAAACGAUUCCGUGGCACUGGCCGUUAACGCUCAUUUGAAGAAUGUUUCACAUGUGCAAUUAAUGCCCAAUGGACACAGUGGUAACGUAAAUAAUACGAUAAUCGGUGGAGGCAGCGGUAUUGGUAGCGUUGGUGCCGGCACAUCGAACGGCGGAACUCCAGCAAUGGUGAAUAGCAUGGCAGGCUAUGGAGUUGGAGCCCCGCUGAACAAUGCUCUCGCCAAUAGCAACCUAAACGGACCUACAUCGAUAGCAACAAACACCGGGCGGCCUGCUAUGAUCAGUGACACAUUGGCAGUUGCCACCAACAACACUAGCCGGCUUCCCCUAGUCAACCGCGAUUAUCACCACCACUGA